This is a messenger RNA of Syngnathus acus (greater pipefish), 3250 nucleotides long. It is a transcript of the gene gfod2, whose product is annotated as glucose-fructose oxidoreductase domain containing 2. The transcript has 3 exons. The coding region runs from base 241 to 1386 and encodes 381 amino acids. NCBI's taxonomy places the organism in Eukaryota, Metazoa, Chordata, Actinopteri, Syngnathiformes, Syngnathidae. Gene Ontology annotation, molecular function: nucleotide binding. The record is from RefSeq and is a predicted model, not a curated record.
CAUCUCUUUGUUUUAACAUCUCUGAUCGAGCACUCACUUCCAUCAUUUUUGCUGAAGUUACCAUUAGCAACUGGGCAGCGCCCGGCUGAGCACUUGCUGCUGUUGUUGAGGAACUCGCUUGCAUAAACACAAGAGAAAGUCUCACUUCCAGACACCUGAGAGGAUACUGGUGACUUUACAGUCGGGAUGUAUGUUAGCGACAACAUGAUUUUGACGUAAGCUGCAGCAAGCUGCGCCGUCAUGCUGCCAGGAGUCGGAGUGUUUGGGACAGGAAGCACAGCCCGGGUGCUGGUCCCGAUGCUAAAAGCGGAGGGCUUCGAGGUCCAUGCACUGUGGGGGAGGAGCGAAGAGGAAGCGUGCAGCCUGGCAAAGGAGCUCGGUAUCCCCUUUCACACGAGUCGAUCUGAUGACGUCCUGCUACACCAAGAUGUUGACCUUGUUUGCAUCUAUAUCCCACCCUCAAUGACUCGGCAGAUUGCUGUCAAAGCACUGGGCAUAGGUAAGAAUGUUGUCAGCGAGAAAGCUGCGACAGCUGUGGAUUCGUUUCAAAUGGUGAACGCAGCCAGGUAUUACCCGCAGCUGCUCAGCAUCAUGGGUAACACGCUGCGCUUCCUUCCCACUUUUGCGGCGAUGCGGCAGCUGCUGGCGGAGGGAUACGUCGGUGAAGUGCAGGUAUGCGACGUGCGCGUGUACGGGCCCAGCCUUCUAGACCGCUCGUACGGCUGGACUUGUGAGGACCUGAUGGGAGGCGGGGGCCUGCACACGGUGGGCUCGGCCAUCAUCGACCUUUUAAGUUACUUGACGGGGACGCGGGCCCAGCGCGUUCACGGCCUGCUGCGCACCUUCGUCCAGCAAAAUGACACCAUCAGAGGCAUCCGACGGGUCACCAGCGACGACUUUUGCUUCUUCCAAAUGUUGAUGGGACCGUGCUCGGGCGGCGUGUGCUGCACCGUGACCCUGAACUUCAAUAUGCCCGGUACCUUCUUGCAUGAGGUGAUGGUGGUUGGAUCCACCGGAAGAUUGGUGGCCAGGGGGACGGAACUGUACGGUCAGCGCAACGGCAGCAAAUGUGAAGAGCUGUUGCUCGGCGACGGCGGCCGAGCCGGACCUGAUGUGAAAGACGUACCUUUGCCGCAUCUGCUAGGCUUGGGCGCCAUGGUCAAGGCCCUCAGACAGUCAUUCCAAGCGCACCAGGAGCGCAGGUUGUGGGCGCGUGGGCCGGUUGCCACGGCACCCACCUUCGAGGACGGCCUCUACGUGCAGACGGUAGUUGAGGCCGUCAAGCGCUCCAGCUGUAGCGGAGAGUGGGAAUGUGUGGAGAUCAUGAGUAAGGAGCCCGAUCCCAACCAUAACCUGUGUGAAGCUCUGCACAGAAAUAGGAACUAAUCAUCAAACACUACUCACAAAAGAUUGGCAUCUCUGGCUUGUUGGGGGAAUUUUUCAGGACAAUCCGAAAAUGCGUUGACGGGUGAAUUUAGUUUGACCUUCUCCAAAGUUUUGAGCGCAUUUAUCCAACUGUUCUAUAUAUUUGAGUUCUUUUUGCACAACUCUGUCCUCUAAGGCCCGCCACCGCACACUGAGUGACGUGGCUGAAACCGGUCGAACGUCAUUUGACAGAAAACAGCUGAGCUGUUAAGUUUGCAAUGCAAGCAAGCCCAAGCCCCUUUGACGUCAAUUUCUGUCGGCAGCAGAGGCCAGUGUUGGACAAAUGUCAGCGCCCUAAUCCCACAGUAAAAAAAAAAAAAAAGUCUGAAGUAUUGGCCAGUUAGACAUGAAAGUUUUGAGAAGGUUGACUUAAGUUCCCCUGUAAAGGUUACAGUGGCUUUUGGUUUGUCCUCAAAUUUUCAAACUGCAAAUCGCUACUUGCUGUGACUAAAGUAUUUCAAAAGUGCUACUACUAAACACAUCUGAUGGAGCUUGGCCUGAAUGUUUUUACUUCAGCUGCAGUUUACACCACAUGACUACUCUGAGCUUUCUUUUGGCAGGGGCACCUGUUGAAUAGAAUGUGCUUGAGAAACAUGGUGUUUCUUUUCAGAUGCUUUCUCAUUUGAAAACCUUUUACUUGUUUAAAGUUGUUAUGCCUGCAUGUACUGGGAUUUUGUUGCUUUUUUCCAUUUUGUUAACAUUGUGUUUAUUUGAGAAAGAUUGUGCAUCCAAGUCCAAUGGCACCUUAUUUGAAAGCAUCGAGUUGACUAACAACUUUGCAUUCGUCACACUGGCAGAAUUCUACUGAUGUCCCGUUGAGAGAGCUCAGCUUUUUUUAGAACAUUUAUGAUCUCAAGGUAGAUUUGUGUUCCCGGAAGCUGUAAGCAAUUUGCAGUCUCCUUCACAAAGCAGCGGAUGUUUCAGCGAUGGUGGGAAAAUCACAUUUUCCUAGCAUGGUCCAAAACAUCCUAAUUCCAUCUGAAUGUGGUUCAAAAUUAAAAGCAGACAUUUAAUUGUAUAAAACAGCAUAUUUGGCAAGCAGGGAUUUUUUUUUCUUUUACACAUUGAUGUUUACUCUAAAGAACCCAAGCUGCCUCGAGCGUGAAGCGUGCAUAUAUUUUCCUGCUCUGAUCUUAAUCUUGCACCAGCAGAAGCCAGACGCCUCAAAUUUGCAGUGUAAAGACAUUUGAAUAUUGUUGAUUUUAGAUGGCAAGCAAAUGGCAUGAAACUCGGUUGUUUACAUUUGUUAUCCCUUUUUAAGUUUGUUGGUUGCAAAAAAAACCUAAUGCCUCAAAUACAACAUGCACUGUAAUUGCAGUCGUGUGACUAGGAUGUCAUAAUUGUCAUACAGUCAAUUCUUUAUACUAUUAAGAACACUUUUUUUUUUAACCUACUCAGGGUCUGUAAAUUUUGACAAUUUCAAGAGUGCAUCAUCGCACUAUAAAAUUCCGUUACCCAGCAGCAUGAUGCUAGAGGUCCUUAGAUAAAAAAAAGACAUUCCAAACACCUGAUUUAGCUUAUAUUAUCGUUUUUGCACUGAUACUGUAAAAUUAUUUAACACAUGGUGCGCUUUCUCUACUAGCCAGCGCACUGCAAAAUUAAUUUAACGUCUGCAUGAGGAUGAUUAUUUAUGGUUGGGUGUGGAAAACAAUUACUUGUCUUGUUCCUGUUUGUAAGUCAGUCUGUGAAUUUCUUUUGAAGCUGUAAUAUUUAUUUUUUUAGUUUUUUAAUUCUAACCAUGUCUCUUUGAGCACAAUUUGUUGUAUUUAAGUCUGAGGACUGUUCAUCUGACAGAUAUUUCAUUUAAUAAAUACAGUUGUAUUAA